This is a messenger RNA of Xenopus laevis (African clawed frog), 2790 nucleotides long. RefSeq names its product NBL1, DAN family BMP antagonist S homeolog (gene nbl1.S). Gene Ontology annotation, cellular component: extracellular region. Gene Ontology annotation, molecular function: BMP binding; receptor ligand activity. Gene Ontology annotation, biological process: signal transduction; animal organ morphogenesis. NCBI's taxonomy places the organism in Eukaryota, Metazoa, Chordata, Amphibia, Anura, Pipidae. The transcript is spliced from 4 exons. The coding region runs from base 332 to 847 and encodes 171 amino acids. The record is from RefSeq and is a predicted model, not a curated record.
CCCCAGUACCUCCCAGUAUCUCCGGGGCUCAGUCCCUGCAGAGAGAGAAGAGAAUUUCCCGGGUCAGUCCGUUCCCUUUUUCUCCCGACGCAGCGGAGGGGGAGGAUUUGGAUCUUAUUUCCCAUUAUGAGGGGGGGGAUUCAGUCCUGAACAGUAACCAGACCCUCCGCUUUGCUUUUCCAUCUUUUCCUGACGUCUCCGAGUUGUUGGUGAGAUUUCCUGGGAGAGUCUCCAACCCCUGCACCUGGUUCCCUUUGGAUGUGGUUGGGAUUUCGCAUGGAUCUCUGCUCAUAACCUGAAGUGCCGACCCCUCUCUCUCCUCCAGGUGAAGAUGAUGAUCUGGUUUCUGAUUGGCUUCCUUCUCCCACUGGCAAUUUUUGCACCCCCCCCACCCAUCAACCGAUUGGCGCUGUUCCCAGAUAAAAAUGCCUGGUGUGAAGCCAAAAACAUCACUCAGAUUGUGGGGCACAGCGGCUGCGAGUCCAAAUCCAUCCAGAACAGAGCCUGCCUGGGUCAGUGUUUCAGUUACAGUGUCCCCAAUACAUUUCCUCAGUCUACAGAGUCGUUGAUCCAUUGUGACUCCUGCAUGCCCAUUGAUUCCGUUUGGGAUGUGGUGACCCUGGAGUGUCCGGACAAUGAGGAUUUCCCGCGGGUGGACAAAUUGGUGGAGAAGAUCUUGCAGUGCAGUUGUCAGGCGUGUGGGAAGGAGGGGGCCAUGUUUAAUGUGUAUCUGAACACGGCAGAAGACUCGCCAGCAGAAAGCCUGGGGCACCAUCAGCAUCGGCCUCCGGCGCGGGAAGACGAUUUACCAGCCCAGUCGGAGCGGGAAGGGGAAAGUGAAGAGUGAUAGCUCCAUGGACAAGUAUCACAACUCUUAUUGUCUUAAAGGCACAGAUCCCUCCCUCGCUGCCAGAACAGCACCAGGAACCCAACUUCAAUCUUCAGAAAAUCCGCUUGUGUUACCCCUGGGGGGUGAAUAAGGAGCCCCCGCAAAUCCUGAUUGCAAAGCAGAGGUGGCGGAAUUGGAUAUUUAUCAGCGUUGCCAUGGCGACAGCUUUUCUCUUUUAAGCGCCAUUGGUGGACAAUGCAAUAUGGCUGCCUGCCCGUAGCUCUCCUGUUUACUAGACGCAGCCAUUGCUGUAUAAAGUGUGACUGUCCUGUUACUCAUACCACUUACGUGUUGUGUCUGUGGCACCUUCAUCCCCACAGGAGCUUGUAAGGAACCUGCCCAAAUAGUGGCCCCUCAUACAAACUGUGCAAAUGCUCCAGACCUAGCGUCAUGCUGAGACCACUGGGAAUGGCCACUAGAAAAUUCAUUUAAUCUUCCAAUUUUCUCCCCAGACCUUUCAGUUCUUCUGGGCUGUUCUCUAUCCCAUUAGCAGACAGGAGGCGGAGCCUGGACGUCAAUGAGAAGCCAAUUCAGGGCAUUUUUCAUUGCAUUGAUCUGUCUGAUCAGUGGAAAUGAGGAGAUAGAGCUUUGGACACUAGAGGGAGCCCUUGGUUCAGCCUACAGUGAUCAAUGCAAAGGGAAGCGUUAUCAAUCAGAGCCAAGGUCUCCCUGACUAUGGGAAAGAGAGCAGCCAAGUAACAGGAGAUACAGAGACGGUGUUCCUGUCUGAACGUUGGAAAGAGAGCAGCCCAGGAACAAGAAGCACAGAAAGUUUGAGUUCUCUACCUUGUCUAGUAUUGAGAUGAUCAGGUCAAUUGUCUGGGGGAGGUUCCAGUAUGACCAAGGGAAAGAGAGCAGCCCAGGAACAAGAAGCACAGAAUGUCUGAAUUCCCUAUCUUGUCUAGUAUUGGGAUGAUCAGGUCAAUCGUCUGGGGGAGGUUCCGGUAUGACCAAGGGAAAGAGGGCAGCCCAGGAACAAGAAGCACAGGAAUUCUGAGUUCUCUACCUUGUCUAAUAUUGGGAUGAUCGGGUCAAUCAUCUGGGGGAAGUUCCAGUAUGACCAAGGGAAAGAGAGUAGCCCAGGAACAAGAAGCACAGAAAUUCUGAGAUCUGUACCGUGUCUAGUAUUGGGAUGAUCAGGUCAAUCAUCUGGGGGAGGUUCUAGUCUGACCAAGGGAAAGAGAGCAGCCCAGGAACAAGAAGCACAGAAAGUCUGAGUUCUCUAUCGUGUCAAGUAUUGGGAUGAUCAGGUCAAACUUCUGGGGGAGGUUCCUGUAUGACCAAGGGAAAGAGAGCAGCCCAGGAACAAGAAGCACAGCAAUUCUGAUAUCUGUAUUGUGUCUAGUAUUGGGAUGAUCAGGUCAAACAUCUGGGGGAGGUUCCGGUAUGACCAAGGGAAAGAGAGCAGCCCAGGAAGUCAGAACUCCACAUAUGAGUAAAGUCUUAGGUUUACUCUGCAUUCACUUACCCUGGAGGAGGUUCUUGGUUGUUGUAAUGAGAACCUGAUCUCAUGAGGCCUCGGGUGAGAGGGGUGAGACUCCCCAACCUCAGGGUGGGCUGAUUGGGAAGACUAUGUCUAUAUGUCCCAGUGUUAUAGUGAUUAUCUGCACUGGGAGGUAACUGGCAUGGUGGGAGGGGCAAUGCUGGUUGGAAAACCCCAGCGAAUAAAACAUGAUCAGCCUUUAAAGGGAAAGUUUACAUUGAAUUGGACUUUAAGUAACAUUUUGUGUUACUGGUUGGAGUUAAAGUGCCGUUCGGUUACUAGGGUGCCUCCCCCUAUGCAAUAUCAUAUCCUUCCAUAUUAAAUGACCAAGUGAAACCAACCAAUGUAAAUUGCCAGUUUCACCAAAUGACUGUUUAGUGCAGGGAUCCCCAACCUUUUGAACCCGUGAGCAACAUUC